This is a messenger RNA of Aspergillus welwitschiae, 699 nucleotides long. RefSeq lists its product as uncharacterized. The transcript is spliced from 4 exons. Lineage: Eukaryota; Fungi; Ascomycota; Eurotiomycetes; Eurotiales; Aspergillaceae. Bases 1 to 699 code for a protein of 232 amino acids. The record is from RefSeq and is a predicted model, not a curated record.
AUGCCCGAUCAUACCAUCCACGUCGUCAAGAACUUCGGUCGCAAACAGAAAUAUGCCAUUAUUCCGUGCCCGCCCAUGAUGACAUUCCCAGACAACAAGAAGCACGAGGGGGGUGUCUUGUCUGGCACGCAAAGGAACUCGAGGCCGGACAAACGUGGGACACAUCAACCACAAAUUAAGCCUAGCCAAGGGGUUGGAACUACCGCUCAGAAGCCCAAUUUUGGGGUGAAGGUCGCGUCAGUGGAUGUGAAAGACGCUGAUCCCGGUACUCCCACGACGCCUGCGAGCACUUUCGGCUUGACCAAAAACGAAAAGGGCAACCCGGUAAUGACUGAAAAAGAAAAAACAGCACCGAUGGACAUGGUCCGGUUUGAUUUCAGUAGUGACCUUUCUCCAUCAAAUAAUAAACACAUUGUGUUUGGAAUGGCCAAGGGGAACAGAUUGCCUGAUAAUAGUGUGGGUAAGAGGCCUUUUGCCUAUUAUCCGGCCCCCAGCGAUACGAAUGCAGUCAAAUUCGCCAUAAUGGCGCCCGUAAUUCAAUUGUGGGUGUGCGCGUAUGACGCCGAGGAAGGCGAAAUAGUAGAUUCCACCAAGGCAAUCCAGCAUGCGGGCCUGCUUCGGUUCCUGAAUACAGAUGGGGCUCUGCUCGCAAAUGUAGAACAUAAGCAAGACGGCACUUUUGAGAUCACUUAUUCAUAG